Messenger RNA from Octodon degus (degu), 1327 nucleotides. RefSeq names its product allantoicase (gene Allc). Gene Ontology annotation, molecular function: allantoicase activity. The transcript is spliced from 12 exons. The record is from RefSeq and is a predicted model, not a curated record. Gene Ontology annotation, biological process: allantoin catabolic process. Lineage: Eukaryota; Metazoa; Chordata; Mammalia; Rodentia; Octodontidae. Bases 89 to 1327 code for a protein of 412 amino acids.
GCCGUGCACCACGGGACCCCGACUAGCUUGUGCGGAGCAAAACAUCCAAUUUUGAACGCUGGGCUUCACACUCCUGGGUGAGGCGAGCAUGGCAGACACCCCGCAGGAGGGUAAGCUCACCCGCUUCGUGGACUUCACCCAGCUGGUGGACAUGGCGUGCGAGGCCGUCGGAGGGAAGGUUUUAUUUGCAACAGAUGACUUUUUUGCUCCUGCUGAAAACCUCAUAAAGAGCGAGAGCCCGACCUUUAAAGAACACGAGUACACUGAGUUUGGGAAAUGGAUGGACGGAUGGGAGACCAGGCGGAAGAGGGUUCCAGGACAUGACUGGUGUGUCAUCAGGCUGGGUAUCGAGGGCAUCAUUCGAGGCUUCGACGUGGACAUCUCUCACUUCAAUGGAAACCACCCUCCCCGGGUGUCCAUCCAAGCUGCCAACUUGAAAGAAGAUAAACUGCCAGAGAUACUGCCUCGCGGGGUGAGGACAGGAACUGCAGCCAGCCCUGAGGAGUUCAGCGCCAUUGCUGAGCUGCAAUCCGGCGAGUGGAGUUAUUUGGUGCCCAUGACAGAGCUUAAGCCAGGAAGCCCCACUUCCAGCCACAACUACUUUCUCGUCCAUUCCCAGCAGAGGUGGACUCACGUGAGACUCAACAUGUUCCCGGAUGGUGGGAUUGCACGCCUCAGAGUUUAUGGCACUGGGCAGAAAGACUGGGUCGCAACAGACCCCAAAGAACCCGUGGACUUGGUGGCCAUCGCUUUUGGGGCAGUCUGUGUAGGAUUUAGCAAUGCCCACUUUGGACACCCCAACAACAUAAUAGGGGUCGGCAGGGCCAAGUCCACAGCAGACGGCUGGGAGACUGCGAGGCGGCUGGACCGGCCCCCAGUGCUAGAAACAGAUGAGAAUGGUUUCCUCCUAGUUCCAGGGUAUGAAUGGGCUGUCUUCCGGUUGGCCCAUCCUGGGGUUAUAAUGCAGAUCGAAAUCGACACUAAGCAUUUUAAAGGGAACGCUCCAGACAACUGCAAGGUGGACGGCUGCGUCCUGACCACGCAGGAGGAGGAGGAGGCGGGCAAGCGCCAGUGGCUCCUGCCAGCCGCAAAGUGGAAGCCGCUGCUGCCAGUCACCAAGCUUUCGCCCAACCAGAGUCACCUGUUUGACAGCCUUACUCUGGAGCUUCAAGACGUCAUCACGCAUGCCAGGCUCAGCAUCGCACCCGACGGGGGUGUGAGCCGCUUGCGCCUGCGCGGCUUCCCCAGCUCCAUCUGCCUGCUGCGACCCCGGGAGAGGCCCACCCUGCGCUUCGCUGUGAAGGCCGGCUUCAAGGCCAGCCUGUAG